AUGUCAGCCCCGCCGGACCCCCAGGACCUGCUGCUGGCAGGCACUGGGAUACACUGGGCUGCAGACGGGACGGACCAGUAUGCAACUGGGGCUCCGCUGCGGGAUGGAGAUGGGGCUCAGCAGCGGGAGCAGCUGGCUUUUGGAUCCGCCAGGGAACACCCGCCCGUUGCCAUGGCGACUGCAUCCCCAGGUGUCACAGCCUCAUCGCACCUCUUUGACUACGGCUCCACUGCCAACGGGGGUGACAGCUCCUUCUACACUUCUCUGAUCUCGGAUGUCCACUACACCACCCCGCGGGACUCCACCUACUUCACGGGCAUUUAUCAGCAGAAAAAAAACAGCCCCAUUCCCUGUUCGGGCAGCACGGAGGGGUUUAACACGCUGGGGCAUCCUGUUCAAGAUGUGACUGGGUUUGAGUCCCGUGGCUUGUUUAGCUCAGAUUCGGGAAUAGAGAUGACUCCUGCAGAGUCUAUUGAAGUUGAUAAAACCUUAGCAGAUCCCAUGAAAGUAGAAGCUUAUAAAUACAUGGACAUAAGUAGAUCAGAAGAAAUAAAAUACCAAGAAAAACAUAGCUCUGACUCAGAAGAUGAGAGCCCAGGCCUUAUCGAUAAGGACCAGGGAAUACCCACCAGGUCAAGCCACACUGCUGAACACCAGCAGAGAGCUUCGGAGAGCAUGAAGGCAACCAAAGAGCAAGACCCACUUGAAGACACAAGAUCUGGAGAUCAGCACAGUGACUCUGUGGUUACAGCCCCUGUCAAGAUCACACUCACAGAGAUAAAAAGUGCCAGUGAAGCUGCUAGCAAAGAGUCGAGCCCAAUUCAGCCCGAGACCGGCCUGAAGCUGAGCUGUGAGGUGGUACCAACAGUGACAGUGUCAGAGCCAGAAGAUGACAGCCCAGGGUCUGUCACACCACCAUCCUCUGGCACAG
This is a messenger RNA of Antrostomus carolinensis (chuck-will's-widow), 931 nucleotides long. RefSeq names its product reticulon-1-like. Lineage: Eukaryota; Metazoa; Chordata; Aves; Caprimulgiformes; Caprimulgidae. The transcript has 2 exons. Gene Ontology annotation, biological process: endoplasmic reticulum tubular network formation; brain development; neuron differentiation. Gene Ontology annotation, cellular component: postsynaptic density; endoplasmic reticulum membrane; neuron projection. The annotation marks the transcript as partial. The record is from RefSeq and is a predicted model, not a curated record.